This is a messenger RNA of Parnassius apollo (apollo), 2856 nucleotides long. NCBI's taxonomy places the organism in Eukaryota, Metazoa, Arthropoda, Insecta, Lepidoptera, Papilionidae. The record is from the annotation of a GenBank genome assembly.
AUGCAUGAACUGCUUAAACACGUGCUUAAUGAGCGCGAUUUGACUCGAGCAGGCGAUUUAUUCGCCAUCCCGGACUCUGACAUUGUGGAUGACUUAAAUGAAGUUUUAAAGCAAAUAACUGAGAUAUCGUCUCGACCUGAUUAUUGCCGCAAUGACCGCGAUCAGGCUCUCAUAGAAAUAUGUGUAACACGUACUACUUCUUGCAUUAAAGAAACAGGAACUUUGCCCAAAUACUGCGGGGCACUGGUGUCGCUUCUUGAAUCUUGUUUGCACCAUAAUCUGAUGCCUGUUGGUCAUCUUAGAGAUGAUGAUCCACCACAUGCAAAGAUUGCCUCGGAUAUAAUAGCUUGCAUUGUGCUGGUAUCAUUUCCACUGCAGUCAGAUAAAGAGACAAGUGGCAACAAGGAGGUGAUGGAGCUUUUCCUACCAGUAGCAGUGCAAUUUUUACACAAGGGCAAUAGAGAGAUAUCACGUCACAUGGCCCGGUAUCUUUCGUUGGCUGCAGUGCAUCAUGCGCCGUUACUUAAGCCCCAUGUUCAAACCAUCAUGGACUCUAUAAUGUCUGGCAAUUACCCACUUUGUCGCAUCCUAACUAAUUUAUAUGAAGUAUGUCCAGAGCCCCUAGAAGGGCAUGUCACUGCACUCGUCUCACUUUUACCUCACGCCGAACAAGUCGAGAAAAAUUCUCUGUUCGCGUUGUUCGAGCAAAUAGCAGUGCGAAGGCCCGAGGCGCUGAAGACAUGCGUGCCGCAGCUGCUAUCGUACUUGUGUAACAACACCGCCAGCCAGAGUGAUCCUGGUUGUAUGUGUGUGGAUUUAUUACAGCUGAUGGUUUGCAUAAGUCGAAGUCGCGCGUCCUUAGUCGUGGAGCAUAGUGCUGCGAUCCGGAGAGCUGCUAGGCCUCCGCAUGCUACCGCUAGAGCCUCUGCUCUAGUGGCCACCAUUCUGGCACAGCUUGGUCACACAAGCAGAGAGCGUGCACAGGAGGCGCUGAACUUCGUGGUGGAGCGGCUGAGCGGCGGCGAGCGCAGCGAGCAGGCGGCGCUGCUGCGCGAGGCCACCGCGCUCUGCUCCGCCUACCCCGCGCUCUUCACCGACCGCCUGCUGGCCGCCGUGCGCGCCAACAGCAGCAGUCGACCGAAAUCGACAAUUUCUCACAGUGAGGUGAACAGAACACCAGGGGGCGUCACAAUAGUGAAACUAGGGGGUACUACGACUACAAGUUCGGGGGCUGCGCCUUCGAGUUCCACGACUGUUAGCACGGCGGGGGCUUCAACACCCAGUACGGUCGCGGCUACGCCCCCCGCACCUCCCAUUACUGGGGGCUACACGAGACGAGUCAAAUUGGGAGAUUCGCGAAGUACGGGCCGACUACAUUCGGGGCCUAACUCGCACAGGAGCAUGACUAGACUUAAUGUCGCUGGUGGCUCAGUAGGAGGUUUACACAAAAGCAUGACGCGGUUGUCAUCCUCGCAACAGAUCAACCUUCAACAAAACGCCAAUCAACCCGUUGUUGCGGGCACCGCAAAGUGUGGCAGUGGCGGCGCGGCGCGGCGCCACCAUCACCACAACAUACUCAUUGGACCCUCAAAUGCCACGAACACCGGUCCCACCAUUAUCACCGGGCCACCGCUACAAACACAAUCUAUAUCCGUCAACCCGUUAACAACGGGCAAAUCCACGGACGCACUCACGCCGCUCACGUCGUCCGUUUCCAUUCAACAUUCCAACUCCGCCUUGGGUCAAAUAUCUGUUAUAACUCCCACGGCUAACGCACAUGGGCCAAUCGCCAACAACACAUCCGGUCAAACGGCUGGUCCAAUAACUGUCGGCGCGAACCCGGUGUCUAUAUCCGGGCCGGUGACGGUAACGUCUCGGCGGGCGAACAAUACGAGCGUCACCAUGAUUAACUCGAGUUCCAACUCAAACUCGAAUACGAACACUAACUCGAACCACCGGAUCAGCGUCUUCGAACCGUAUCCAAUGCGAGAUACCGUGCAGCAUUUCUGCGAGAAACACUUGGACAAAAUCAAGGCGUAUAUGGACAAUGUUUCGCUGAGGUUGCCACCGCCAGCCAAGUGCACUAUUGAAGAGCGUCGGUCGAAGAAGCAGGCACGUCUGCAGUUCGCGUGCGGGCGCCGCGGGCCGCACUGCCUUUAUGCGCGCGCCGCAUUCUCCAUGCGAACUCGCGCGCCCCGGGUCUGGAUCCACCUCAUGUUCCUCGCACUACAAGCUCGCCAUGCGGCUGCACUCUCCUCGAGAGACCCCACCGUGGCUAGCUUAAAGCACUGCUGGGACAUCCUCAAGUGCGAGAACAAGACCUUCCUUACGCUGGUGACGGGCGCAUUCCCCGGGGUUAAGGAGCAGGAGAUGCUAGCCAGUGAGCUUCGUGCCGCCGGUUUCUUCGACGUGUUCGAACUGAGUGCGCCCGCCACAUGGGGCUGUUUCCUCUGCACAAGACCUGAGAGGGCGGUGGGUUUCCUGGCGGCCGAGACGCCCGUCAUCGAGGGACAGCUCAAGGAGAAGAAGGGCCGCUGGCGACUCUUUCGGCGCUGGCGCACGCGAUACUUCACGCUAUCCGGCGCUCAUCUUUCAUGCAAAGGCAGCAGUGGAGGCGAAAGCAUAGACAUAAAUCAAAUACGCUCCGUUAAAGUUUCGAGAGGCGCGCGCAACAUUCCGAAGGCUUUUGAGAUAUUCACGGGCGAUCAAACUCUGAUCCUCAAGCCGAAGGACGGCAAAAACGCAGAGGAAUGGGCGCAAUGCCUGAGCAUCGCCGUAGCUCAUUCUCAAGCGAGGGACGCCCCAGCCAAAGCUAACAGCCUCCCGGCAAGAGGACUUACCCUUAAAAGUUUUUAA